Messenger RNA from Tarenaya hassleriana, 825 nucleotides. RefSeq lists its product as uncharacterized. NCBI's taxonomy places the organism in Eukaryota, Viridiplantae, Streptophyta, Magnoliopsida, Brassicales, Cleomaceae. The record is from RefSeq and is a predicted model, not a curated record. The transcript has 4 exons. The coding region runs from base 118 to 408 and encodes 96 amino acids.
UCGAAAAUAUACACAUUGGUUUUAACUCCAAAACUAUCAGAGAACCUCCGAGUAAGGAGAUCAAAUUUUGUUGUCAGAAAUCCUCGAUCAAGCGAUUUCGCUGAUAAUUCGGCAUCGAUGACUAGCAGCUGGAGAAGAACAUUGGGGAAUGCGAGGUCUUUCGUUGGAAAUUCCAUGGGAGGUCUCAGAGGAGGACAGAGCAUUGCCUCUUGGGUCGUCGCCGGAACCCUAGCUUAUUUUCUAUGGGUUAAACCAUCCCAGGAUCUCAAAAAGGAGCAAGAGGCUAAGGCAGCUCUUGCGGCGGCUGAUCCGAAUGGGUACAUAGAGAAGAGGAAGCCGAUCCCUGAUCCUCAGAUUACAGGUUUGGUGUAUGGGAACAAGAACAGAAGCGACAAACCUCAGGAUUGAAUUCCGAGAAUUACCAGUUCGUGAUCUUGGAAAGAUUCGACUGGCCAUCUGUCAUCGUAAACAUAUAUUUUGUGGUAUAAUCUUGGGUAUCUAUGUCGCCCUUUUGUUAUGUGAGGUGGUGAGAUCACUGAGAUGUGUUGGCUUGUAAGGAUGAACUGUUAAUCACAUACCAUGUUAGGAAAGAUUUGUCUGAAACUGCAGUUUGUCUGCAAGCUUAAACAUGGUCUCUCCGGGCUUGAAUCUGACAGACCAUGUGAACGUACGAUUGAACUUGUGGUCAUUGUAAGCGUCGUUCGCUGAAAUUUUCUUGUCCGGGUCUCGUUCUUGCAAGCUUAUUAUCAUCACCUGUAUUGUGAAGCAUACAUGCUUCUCGUCUGAUAUCACGUAUCCUUGCCACAGCUCUCUGUGUUGUUUGGA